UCGGUUUGUCGGAAUCGACUGUAGAAAGUGUUUUUAAUUUCAUCGUGAGUAAUCUCAUCUUCACUAAAGAGUGCUUUUCAUUUCAUCGGGAAUUCAAAUCAUGUUGGUUUCCUGGACUGUUUUUAUGGGAUGCGCGUCCGUUCUGUGCGCUAUGGCGCCUCACGGCUGGAAAGAGCGUAUCGAUCCGACCGUGCUGACCGAACGGGAAUCCGAGCGCGCCAUCACGAACAACUCGACCAACUGCGAUAUGGUGCCGGUUAACAACGUCAUGUACACCGGCAAACUCAAGCCCUGGAACAAAUGGAACCGCGCAUGGAGUAUCCCCUACGACAUCGCCCCCUUCUUUCUGCGCAAUGGAGACUACAAACUGAUAGAGUGGGCGCUGCAGCGGAUCGCCAACUGGACGAAGACGGGUUCGCAUGCCUGCAUCACCUUCAAGCGCCGAGCCGGCGAACGGGACUACAUUUACUUCCAGCCGGACAGCCGAGACAACGCCUGUCAAUCGCCGGUGGGACGCCAGUGCGGUCAACAGACCAUCCGCCUAGGUCGCGACUGCAUGACCCACGGGAUCAUCCAGCACGAGACCCUGCACGCUCUGGGCCUCUUCCACGAGCAGAACCGUAAAGACCGCGAUGCCUACGUCGAGAUCUUCGUGGAUAAUAUUCUGGACGGCGCUAUCGCCCGCAACUUCGCCAUUAUGGAGGACAUGGAGUACCACGGCACGUUCUACGACCUGGAGUCCAUCAUGCACUACGGGGUGUACGAUUUCGCCAAGACCCCCAGCGAACCCACCAUUAUCCCUAAGAGCGGUAAGAACCAACGCCAGGGUCAACGUAAGGGACUGAGUAACGGGGAUAUCGCCAAAGUGCGCAACCUGUACGAGUGCCGCGCGUACGAGGACGCCGAGGCCACGACCAAAGAUCCCUCCAAACAGCCGUUGCCCGGUCUUUUCCGGCUGGAGCCCAUCACUCAAGUCGAGAUGGAGUUGCCCUUUCCGCCGCACUGCAUCAGCAUCAAGGGCCCGAAGAACGGCACACCGUGCAACGAUUUUCAAGGUCUCGAUGUGUUUUACACCACCGACGUGAAGCGACAACCAUUGAAAGCGCUGAACAAUGCAAUUAAAGCCAACGCGUCCCAUCGCGCGCUCAAGUUCUUCCUCACCGAUGGCGACCACAUGGCGCGGGACGUCUUUGACCCGGUGCGGCUGCAGGUUGUCGUGCUGUGUUUAACAGACUGCCGCGGCAGCCAUACGACGACCCGGGUUUCUCGAUUGUUCCUCGACAAUCUUCUGGAUUACCAGCUCUUCAUGUGCAACGACUUAGUGAUCAAGAAACGCGAUUUCUCUAACAUGAAACUGCUCAGGAUGAUUCGCUUUCGGCAGUCGACGGUUAGUUCCUUGGAAGUGGGGACCUUCAGCGACCUGCUGCCGAAUCUGCAGGUUCUUUCGCUGGAGUACUUGUUCAAUGAGAACACCAUGAUGCUGGACGAUAAAGACUAUCUGCGGAAGAUACAUUGUACGUGUGAGUUUGCCUGGUUUCGCCGCUGGUUGACGCAGAAUCAACGCCUGCUGGAAGCCCGUGCCGAAGGUAGUGUGUAUGGUCUGCCGCAGUCGUGGCAGAGUGAAGCGGUGGCCAAGGAGGAACUGUACGUGCCGGUUGACUGCAACGAUCUGGAUAAUAUUUUGUUCAGCCAGAUACCGUUUUCUUUUAAUGAAGAUAAAACCUGCAGAUAGUCGUUGCUGCUUUUUAUAAUAAACGAAUGGUCUAAAGAUGAACUGGGUUCUUUGUGUUCGUGAAGCUCGAAUUCGGUAUUUGCAAGCAGAUGUUUCUUGGGUAUGGUGUUCUUUUUAUUAAUGAUGUUAACCGGUGCUUUAUAUCUGUGAUUUUUAUUGGCGGAAUAAAAUGCAUAAUAACGUGUGCUUAACUUAAUACUGAGCAGAACAGUUUGCCA
Messenger RNA from Paramacrobiotus metropolitanus, 1950 nucleotides. RefSeq lists its product as uncharacterized. The coding region runs from base 101 to 1732 and encodes 543 amino acids. The transcript has 3 exons. Gene Ontology annotation, biological process: proteolysis. NCBI's taxonomy places the organism in Eukaryota, Metazoa, Tardigrada, Eutardigrada, Parachela, Macrobiotidae. The record is from RefSeq and is a predicted model, not a curated record. Gene Ontology annotation, molecular function: metalloendopeptidase activity; zinc ion binding.